Molecule: messenger RNA, 2468 nt
Organism: Clupea harengus (Atlantic herring)
Lineage: Eukaryota; Metazoa; Chordata; Actinopteri; Clupeiformes; Clupeidae
Gene: rtn4rl1b
Product: reticulon 4 receptor-like 1b
Cellular component (GO): plasma membrane
Molecular function (GO): protein binding
Source: RefSeq, a predicted model, not a curated record
UGAAGGUGCACAUACAGUACGGAUCAACGGCGCUGCUCUGCUGGAUGUCAGCGAAGCGCACCACAUCCACUUGGCGCUGGCCGCAUUAGUCAGAGGGGACACGGCAGGACGGCAACACAGUCAGCUUGGUCUUGGUGAACAAUGCAGAAAUCAAGAGACGCGUAAAGGAUACUGAGGAUCGAUGAGUGUAUUCUCCGUUUGAAUAUGUUGUGCUGCAGGAUCUGAGUAGGAAGGGAGGACAGGACAUCUCCCCGUAGUUGCUGGAACUACCGAGACAUUUUGCGCGGCGAAUCUUCAUGCGCAGGUAACAGGCUCUCCAGGAUUUAUCAGCAAAGAACAUUAAACGAAAAGGAACCUGUGGACUAUUAUAAAUGACAGCUAAAACCCUGUCUAGUCUGGGUCUAAGUCUUCAUCGAUAUGGAAUGUACUCAGUGGUUUUAACUGAUCAGGCUAGUGCUGCUCGGACACAGAAGGAACGUUUCCUUGUACAAUUGUGUAACAGCUUUGUUGUUCACUUGCGCUUGUGUGGAGCGUAAACGCACAUUGUGGGUCAUCGUCUAUUAGGCGAUGAAGGGUUCACAGAGGCUUUGGUAAAUACGUCUCUUUGAAACAAAUGAUGUUUAUAGUCUUUCAUGAGUGUUCUACAUGUUUAAACAUGACAAUUUAACUCCACGGGAUGAGAAGGAACGUCGUAUGCGUCCAUCGCAUGAAAAUCCACCAUCAACUCUUUCCCGAGCUUUCUAAGAGGAGCAGGAAAGGUCCGUAAGACGACGCGGCGUUUGUUAUCCUGAUAUAAGUCAACUCUGCAACUUUGCAUGGUGCCACUUCCAAACCACGAAAGCUGAUUUAAAGUGGAAUACAAGAAUAGAUGAUCAGCAGAGGACAGCGCCCGAAAUAACAGCUUCCAACAUGUUUAAAAGGGGCUGCGGGCUGGAGUUCCUGCUGGUGUUUUGCGGUCUGGAGCUGUCCUGGUCGUGCCCGCGCCACUGCAUCUGCUACACGGGGCCCAGCACCGUCAGCUGCCAGUCGCACAACUUCUUGUCGGUGCCAGAGGGCAUCCCGCCGCACAGCGAGCGCAUCUUCCUGCAGAACAACAAGAUCCACCGGCUGCUGCGCAGCCACUUCAGCCCCACCACCGUCACGCUGUGGAUCUACUCCAACAACAUCACCUACAUCGAGCCCAGCACAUUCCACGGCUUCUCCGUGCUGGAGGAGCUGGACCUGGGGGACAAUCGGCACCUGCGCUCCCUGGACUCGGAGACCUUCCGUGGUCUGAACCGCCUCCACGCACUGCACCUGUACCGCUGCGGCCUCAGCGUGCUGCCGACUGACAUCUUCCAAGGCCUGCGCAAUCUGCAGUAUCUCUACCUGCAGGACAACCAUUUGGAGUUUCUGCAGGACGACAUCUUUGUAGACCUGCAUAACCUGAGCCACCUGUUCCUGCAUGGCAACCGGCUGUGGAGCCUGCACCAGAACACCUUCAGGGGCCUGGGCGCCCUCGACCGGCUGCUGCUCCACCACAACCGGCUCCAGUGGGUGGACCGGCAGGCCUUCCACGACCUGCGGCGCCUCACCACACUCUACCUGUUCAACAACUCCCUGACGGAGCUGAGCGGCGAGUGCCUGUCCCUGCUGCCGGCCCUGGAGUACCUGCGGCUCAACGACAACCCGUGGGAGUGCGACUGCAAGGCGAUGUCGCUGUGGGACUGGCUGAAGAAGUUCCGCGGCUCCACGUCAGCAGUGGGCUGCAUGGCCCCGGCCGACACGGCGGGCAAGGACCUGAAGCAGAUGCGCAAGGAGGACUUCCCCAACUGCUCGGGCUCGGAGUCGCUGCACCAGAGCAACACCUGGGCCAGCACAGAUAAGGUGUCUCUGAAGAAGGAGCCCCCGCCACCCCAGCCGCCGCACACCAGGCCCCACCACCCCCACCACAGCGGACCGUACCCCUCCCCGCCCUCACCUCUGCCCCACCCGCCCACCUCCAUCAACGGGGAGCACGCUGGUUCGGGGGGUUUGCCGGGCGUGGCACCCCCGCAGAGGUCCGGUGGCCGCUCACGGAACUGCACCCGCCAGCGCGCCAAGGGGGGCAAGGGCCGGGGCCUGAACGACGUGCACACCCUGAAUGAGAUGACCGACAAGGAGUACUCCUCACCUGACUUCGGCGACGGCAGAGGCGGGAAGCACGACCCCACCACCCCGGAUGGCUCCACCCCGCGGAGGAAGCACAAGUGCACCCCUCGGACCUCUAUGGGACCCCCUAGUGGGGUGCAGCAGCCCACCGACUGGGCGCCUCCGCAGUGGCCCGGGCCUCUCCUCUGCAGCUUGCUGGCUGUGCUAGCGCCCCUAACCACGGAACUCAUCCUGCGCUGACCGCACAGCAGAGAAUCAUGGCCAUACAAUGACAAUGACAAUGACAAUGCAACCCUCCGACCUGCUCUGCUCUGCUCUGGCUCCGCCCCUGGAAGGCC